This is a messenger RNA of Rasamsonia emersonii CBS 393.64, 2646 nucleotides long. Its product is annotated as Protein methyltransferase RmtC. The transcript is spliced from 3 exons. Bases 1 to 2646 code for a protein of 881 amino acids. NCBI's taxonomy places the organism in Eukaryota, Fungi, Ascomycota, Eurotiomycetes, Eurotiales, Trichocomaceae. Gene Ontology annotation, biological process: peptidyl-arginine N-methylation; regulation of DNA-templated transcription. The record is from RefSeq and is a predicted model, not a curated record. Gene Ontology annotation, cellular component: nucleus; cytosol.
AUGGAUACUGUACCAGAGACCGACGACAUGGUCCAUACGUUCUGUAUUGGCCAACAUGAGAGCAAUCGUUUGAUGCCUGUGACUCCUCAGGUGGUACAGGCUGCCCAUGCGAGCAAUUAUGAUAUGCUUACAAGCCCGAUAACAACGCCUCAUUUCCACUCCCGAGUGCUGACCUUGCUCUCGUCUCAUUUGUCCAACUCGGAGCCGCCGUCUUACGAUGCAAGCGGGACUCUGUCGACGUCCCAAAACAACAAGGUUCUGACGGUUCCUCCGCUGUCGUCGGUGGAUACGCCGUUGACACCACAUGAAGCAAUUAGCCAAGUAGUUGGGGUUACCAGUUCCUGGAUAGACCUGUGCUCGCCUGAUCCUUUAAUUGCCGACAUUUCCCGCCAGGUUUUGAUGCUUGAGGUCGCAUAUGCCGCGUUCUGUGGCAUCAGCUAUCUCAUCAUCCCAGGGCCCAAACUCCAUCAUGGCGCUUUACAUUCUGAGGGCUUGGUGUAUUACGCUAGAGCUAUCCAGGAGGCACUCAACGUUGCCCCAUAUAUGCAGAUUCACAUCUGGAUGAGGAUGGUCGAUAAUCCAGACCUGGAGACGGACGAAAUGGGUGAUCUUGCACCAUUUGCUAGGGAAGAGUAUCUCGCGGAUGCGGAUGAUCGCUCUGCAAAGAUCGAUCUAUUUGGGACGUGGGAUGCGUGGGAAGUCAUCAGGACAGUUUGUAAAUACCACACGAGGCUUUUCAUAGGUGAGAAAAGGCUUUUAUUUUCGGUCCUUGCUAUGUUAUUUCUCCAGCUUUCGCUAAUGCGUCUUCUUUCAGCGCUGUCACUCCCCAAACAUCUACCACCCAUACAGGUUCAAUCGCGAUGGUUCUCUGAGCCCGUCCACCUACUCACCAUUGAUGCUACUUCAUUCAUCAAGAACCAGAAGGGCUAUCCUGUGUUGUCCAAGGCCCAUCAGGCCUUGAUCGCGAGAUUUAUGCGUCUGCGUACACCACCAUGGUUCCUGUUGUGUAAUGUCGGCCCCAUUCCGGGUCUGGAGGGCAACGACAAUGAGACGAUUACCAACGGUUCUCCGGCAGGCAACUCGAAUUUUCCAACUCCGGCACAAGCUGCCUCCCAAGGAAAGAAACAUCAUGACCCGACCCCCCACCUGUCUUACAUGAGAAAUCUCCAGCAGAGACAACCUCCACGGACUCCCAUGGAGCGCUUUGGUACCGGGUACCAGGACUAUCUACAAGCACCGCUGCAGCCACUGACCGUGAAUUUGGAGAGCAUCACCUAUGAAGUGUUUGAGAAAGACCCAAUCAAAUAUGAAUGGUACGAGCGAGCCAUUGCCAAGGCCCUGAAGGACUGGAAGGAACAGGAGAAGCCGGCUUCCGGGCCAGAUGGUCGAGUCGUGGUCGCGGUUGUUGGCGCGGGGAGAGGCCCUCUGGUGACUCGAGCCCUUCAAGCGAGUGCAGAAACGGGUGUUGACAUUGAGAUGUGGGCUGUCGAGAAAAACCCCAACGCGUUUGUGCUUCUCCAGCGUCGGAAUGAAACUGUCUGGGGCGGGAGUGUCAACUUGGUCAAGUCCGAUAUGCGCAGUUGGAAGGGUCCCUGCAGGGAGACGAGAUCCACAGAGACUCAGGGUCCUGACAACUCUUCGCAGACCAGUCCCGAGAUCAAGUACAUGCCCAUCGACAUUCUUGUCUCUGAAUUGCUGGGUUCGUUUGGAGACAAUGAGCUGUCUCCAGAAUGUCUCGACGGUGUUACUCACCUCCUUAAUCCGGGCCAUGGCAUCUCCAUUCCAGCUUCCUACUCGGCUCAUCUUACCCCCAUUUCCGCACCCAAGCUGCACGCAGACAUAUCGACGCAGAAGGUUUCAAACCCUGCUGCUCCUGAGACGCCGUACGUGGUGAUGUUGCAUGCAAUCGACUAUCUCUCCACGAGCCAACCGCCAGCCUCUGUCGCCAGCCCUCCUUCUCAGAUGAGCAGUAGUGGUGGAAGCAAUGGAGGGGGUGCACGAUCCUCGACCUCGACGCCACCGCCCAUCUUCGAGCCACCAACCCCGAUUGUGCAAACCGCAUGGUCGUUCUCCCACCCGAAUCCUAACAUCCCUGAGUCAGGAGCAGCGUCGACCAUCCCCAACGACCACAAUGUUCGCCAGGCCCGGCUGACAUUCCCGUGUCAAAAUCGUGGUGUCUGCCAUGGUUUAGCUGGCUACUUCGAGACAGUCCUCUACGGCGACGUGGAGCUGUCUACGAAUCCGGUCACGAUGGAUGCCAAAAGCGCAGGGAUGAUCAGCUGGUUCCCGAUCUACUUCCCGCUCAAGACCCCUCUCUAUGUCCCUGACAACAGUGAACUCGUCGUCACCAUGUACCGCAAAACAGACAACCGUAAAGUCUGGUACGAGUGGAUGGUCGAGGUGUUCAAGCUCGAACCACGGGCGGGACAGUCGAGCGGACAUCAUCAUAGUCAGAGUCAAGGUCAAAACAGUCGCGACAGUACUCCCAUGAUGAGUGGCGCCAGAAUUGCCUCUCCUGGUGGCCCCGGCAGUAGUAGUAAAGGCACGGAUCCCACACAGCGGAAAGCAAGCAACAGCGGAUGGCGCCGUGUAAGAGUCGGAAUGAGCGAAUUGCACUCGAGCAUCAAGGACGGAUGUCUGAUGUGA